Molecule: messenger RNA, 936 nt
Organism: Tripterygium wilfordii
Lineage: Eukaryota; Viridiplantae; Streptophyta; Magnoliopsida; Celastrales; Celastraceae
Product: 60S ribosomal protein L13a-4
Exons: 4
Coding region: 119-739 (206 amino acids)
Biological process (GO): negative regulation of translation; translation
Cellular component (GO): cytosolic large ribosomal subunit; ribosome
Molecular function (GO): mRNA binding; structural constituent of ribosome
Source: RefSeq, a predicted model, not a curated record
CACUGACUAGGGUCAGAAACCCUAGCCCCCAUUUUCUCUAUUAUAUAGUCUUUCGUGACUUUCAAAGAACCAAGCAAAGGCAGUCCCUCGCGGCGGGUGAGAGCGAGCAGGGAAAAAAAUGGUGUCGGGGUCUGGGAUCUGCGCUAAAGUAGUCGUGGUAGAUGCAAGGAACCACAUGCUGGGACGAUUGGCGUCCAUCGUGGCAAAGGAGUUGCUGAAUGGGCAGAAGGUGGUGGUUGUCAGGUGCGAGGAAAUUUGCAUGUCCGGUGGACUUGUAAGGCAGAAGAUGAAGUACUUGAGGUUCCUUCGCAAACGUAUGAAUACCAAGCCCUCUCAUGGCCCCAUCCACUUCCGCGCCCCUUCCAAGAUCUUCUGGCGCACCAUCCGCGGAAUGAUUCCACACAAGACUAAGCGUGGAGAGGCUGCACUUGCCCGGCUGAAGGCCUAUGAGGGUGUCCCUCCACCAUAUGACAAGAUUAAGAAGAUGGUCAUUCCUGAUGCUCUGAAGGUAUUGAGGCUUCAGAAGGGUCACAAAUACUGUUUGUUGGGCCGGCUGUCGUCUGAGGUCGGAUGGAACCACUAUGAGACCAUCAGGGAGUUGGAGAACAAGAGAAAGGAGAGGGCGAAGGUUGCAUAUGACAGGAAGAAGCAGCUGAACAAACUUAGGGUGAAGGCUGAGAAGGCUGCAGAGGAGAAGCUUGGUUCCCAGCUGGAGAUACUUGCCCCUGUCAAGUAUUGAAGUCUUUAGCUUUUCUAGCUAGUCUCUUACAAUUUUGUUGUGGAUUUGGCCAUAAUGAAUUCUUUCAAGUUAAUUUCUUUUGGAAGCUUUGAAUCUGAGUAUCUGCUGAGACAUAAGAGCUUUUGUUUUACAUUUGGGUGUAGUGUGAUUUUGUUUAAUUGCUUUUGUUGUUUAAUGAUGUGCUCACUUCGUAGUCA